Messenger RNA from Xiphophorus hellerii (green swordtail), 2048 nucleotides. RefSeq names its product tryptophanyl tRNA synthetase 2, mitochondrial (gene wars2). The record is from RefSeq and is a predicted model, not a curated record. Gene Ontology annotation, biological process: mitochondrial tryptophanyl-tRNA aminoacylation. The transcript has 6 exons. Lineage: Eukaryota; Metazoa; Chordata; Actinopteri; Cyprinodontiformes; Poeciliidae. Gene Ontology annotation, cellular component: mitochondrion; mitochondrial matrix. The coding region runs from base 13 to 1110 and encodes 365 amino acids. Gene Ontology annotation, molecular function: ATP binding; tryptophan-tRNA ligase activity.
UCCCAUUCCAACAUGGCGCUCCCCUUGCGGACCAAUUUGAAACAUUUCAUCCGCUUCAUUCAGAGGUUUAAGCCCCUGAAAAGGUGCUUCUGCGCUGCUGUCUGCCCGGAAAUCAAGGAGCCUCCAUUAAAUGCUCGCGUGUUCUCAGGGAUCCAGCCGACCGGAGUGCCGCAUCUAGGCAACUACUUGGGUGCUCUGGAAAACUGGGUGGCCCUGCAGAACCAGUACCCCUCGGUGCUCUACAGCAUCGUGGACCUGCACUCCAUCACUCAGCCUCAGGAUCCAGACAAGCUCAGGAACAACAUCCUGGACAUGGCAGCGAGCUUGCUGGCCUGUGGAAUCAACCCAGAGAAGGCGAUCCUGUUUCAGCAGUCUCAGGUGUCCGAGCACGCUGAGUUCUGCUGGAUCCUCGGCUGCCUGACCAGCAUGCCCCGGCUACGCCACCUACCCCAAUGGAAGAUGAAGAGCAAGCAGAAGAACGAGGGCAGCGUUGGGCUCUACAUCUACCCCGUCCUGCAGGCCGCCGACAUCCUGCUCUACAAGUCCACACACGUCCCCGUCGGAGAGGACCAGGUCCAGCAUCUGGAGCUGGCUCAGGAUCUCGCCCGGAUCUUCAACCUGCAUUACGGAGAGCUGUUCCCCGAGGCGCGGGCUCUGCUGAGUUCGACACGAAAGGUCAAGUCCCUCCGCGACCCCUCCUCCAAAAUGUCAAAGUCCGACUCGCAGGCGAUGGCCACCAUCGCCAUCACCGACUCCCCGGACGACAUCGCCCAGAAGAUCCGCCGCGCCGUCACGGACUUCACCUCCGAGGUCACCUUCGACCCGCAGGCGCGCCCCGGCGUGUCCAACCUGGUGACCAUCCACGCCGCCGUGGCCAGGCUCAGCGUGGAGGAGGCGGUGUCGGCAGCCAAAGGGCUGGACACGGGGGCGUACAAGGGGCUGGUGAGCGAGGCGGUGAUCCAGAGGCUGGCGCCCCUCAGGGAGGAGAUCCAGAGGCGGAGGGCGGACCCGGCGCACCUGGAGGCGCUGCUGGCCCUGGGGAGCCACAGGGCCCGGCAGCUGGCCGCACCCGUGCUGGACGAGGUCCGACACAGAGUGGGCUUCAGCUGAAAGACGACAAAAGCUGGGGAAGAUACGGUUAGUUAAGCUGCUGGGGUUAAAGAUGCCGGAUGUUAGUUUUAUUUAAGAAAAAUAUGUUUUUGACAUAUUUGUUCAAACUGUCACCAUGGCGUGGCGUUAUGAGACAUAUAAUCUGUGAAAAGAUCGAUCUCCUGAUUUCCCUUGGCUACUGCUGUCGUCUGAAGAAAUGCACCAAAAUCAACCAAUCAGAGCCAGGAGGCGGGUUUUAACGCAGUCAAUCAGCGCUAAAACCCGCUGAACGUUUAGCACGUUCUACGCUGCUAAACGUGCUAAUGGCGGCCAAACAGCUGACCGUUACAGGAAAACUGUUAACUACUGCUAACGAGCUUAGCAUUCACAAGCUAGUUAGGCUGUGCUAUCAGGAAGAAGCAGAGAAGAAGAGAGGAAGGAUGAACACCACCUCACGGAGGGUGAUUGACAGCGCUAAGAUCCGCCUCCUGUCUCUGGUUGCUUCUUGUUAGCACUAGAAGAAGGCAGAGGCUCUUGUUUUUUUUUUUUGGGGGGGGGGGGGUUCACAGGUUAUGUCUCACACCAUACUGUCACGACAUGGUGACAGUUUCUAUAUGUAGAAAAAUAUUUUCUUUUAUGAAAAUUACAUACUAGAGCUUUAAUAAAUAGACUUUUUUAAUGACAAGACAUGUUGCAGUGAUUGUUCCUCUGCUGAAAUGUUGUUCUUGGCUGUGACUCCCACAGUGGGAUGUUUGAAGUCUGACCACUGGCCACAGACCGAUGGAUCAGAGUUUGUCACAUCAAACACUGGACUCAUUUAUUUAGCUCCAAGUCCUCAAUACAACACAGGCUGUUUUUCAUGUUACCCACUGUGUGUGUUUUUUUUUUUGCCAUAUUUCGUGUGCUGCCAAAACAUUCAAAUCUUCUGAAAGCUCAACAAUAAAAACUCGCCUCACUUA